Larimichthys crocea (large yellow croaker) is the source of this 3780-nucleotide messenger RNA. RefSeq names its product 1-aminocyclopropane-1-carboxylate synthase homolog (Arabidopsis)(non-functional) (gene accs). Gene Ontology annotation, molecular function: pyridoxal phosphate binding; transaminase activity. The coding region runs from base 329 to 3277 and encodes 982 amino acids. NCBI's taxonomy places the organism in Eukaryota, Metazoa, Chordata, Actinopteri, Sciaenidae. Gene Ontology annotation, biological process: biosynthetic process; amino acid metabolic process. The transcript has 16 exons. The record is from RefSeq and is a predicted model, not a curated record.
CCCCCCCUCUCUCCCGCGUUAACACGGACCAAAGUUAUCCCGGAAUAAGGACAGCACGCAUGUGCCGUCAACCCGGAUGUAGAUAUUUUUUGUACGCGUCCCUUCACCAUCUCACCAAGUUAUGACAAAUUUGCUGUUGAGAAUGAUUUAUACAUGUUAGCGCCGGCUUGGACAAAAGCCAUGCCAUUCCAAACCAGUCCAAACCGGGUUAAGCAAGCCGUGAAAUGUGUCGCCCUACGUGGAGGUCACAUCUGAGUGACAGCUCCAAAACAAUCCGAAGAGCUGCACUUGCGAUUUACGGUGAGAAAAACAUCCUGUAACUUAAAGGAUGGACUUUCGCGGCAGGAGGCACGAACGAGGCAGCAACUGGACCGACCCGGAGAUAGUGGAGCUGCUCCAGCUGUGGUCCGACGAGUCGGUGCAGAUUGAAUUGGAGAGCUCAUUGCGCAACCAGCGUGUGUUUGACCGCAUAGCGCACAUUUUGCGUGAUAAGGGGAUCUACCGCACUGGUGAUCAGUGCAGGGAGAAGAUUAAAAAGAUGAAGUUGGAGUACCGCCGCAUUAAAGACAACCACAAAAUGAGGUCUUGGAAGUUCUAUGAUGUGAUGGAUAGGGUGCUGGCCAACCGACCUGCUAUCACCUACUCCUCCCUAGGCGGAGCUGUCAUAGCUCAACAGGUGUUUCAGAGUCCAGGUGGAUCUGACCCAUAUGCGCAAGGGCUUCCAACUGGCUCCUUUGGUCCUGUUUCCUCUGGUGGGUUUCUGUUUGGUCAGCCUCCAAAGACCGGAGAUCCACUGGAUAUUAAAUGUGAAAAUGUUGAUGAGAACAUGCUGAACUCAGGUGUUGCGCCCCCUGAGAUGUACUAUGGAUCUGGAGAUGACCAGGAAACUGAUGGGCAGUCUCUACUGGGGCCAGAGGACACUCUGGCCAGAGGAGAGAGCUCAACAAAUGCAAGAAUCUCCCCUUCAGGUUUUAGUGACUUGAACAUUGGCAGCUCUGCCACAGGUGCAGCACAGGCUGUUGGUGGUGAUGCACCACAGGACACAUCUGAGCAGCCCAGGAAGGAGGAUCCUCAUACGCCAGCCUCUGUGAGACAGAGGAAACGUCGCCGCGGUGGCAAAACAUCAUGGUGUCAUGGGGGUGUAAGAUGUAACAGUCAGGGGCGCCUGGAUAAAGUCUUGGCCAGCUUCCUGAACUGGCAGCAGUCAGCAGAGGAGCGCCUCCUCUCUCUGGAAGAAGCACGUCUGGAGAGGGAGUUGCAGGCCGAGGAACGCAGGGAACAGCAGGAGGAGAGGAGGGCAGAACAGGAGCGCCAGCACGAGCUCCGCCUGUUCACCAUGCUGACGGGGGCACUGGUCGCUGUCAGACAGGGUGCCCCAACCGCUGAGACAACACUGACUGACCCCUCCGUCUCACCCCUGGCUCAUCUGUCAGCUUCACUGAUGACCACAGCCGCCCCCUCCGUCUCGUCAUCUUCAUCACAGCCGCUCUCAGAAGCCCCCACGGCAGCACACGCUGUUUCCACUCAGGCGGCGAUAAAGUCAACACUGCCGACAUCUGUCAAGGCCUGCGAAAUGUCUCAGAAUGGUUUGGCAACAGAGUCAAGAGUUGCAGAAACUCCUGGCCCUAGCAUGUACCUGUCCAACCGUGGAAACAGCAUCCGACAGCAGCAAGGCAUUCUUCAGGAGGGCUAUAUUCAAUAUGGGAUGAACAAAUACCACGUCACAGAUAACCCUGAUGGUAUAAUCAACAUGGGUACCAGUGAGAACAAACUAUGCUAUGAUCUUCUUCAUAAACGGCUGACCAAGCCUGACAUGCUACACAUUGAGCCAUCCUUGUUGCAGUAUUCAGACUGGAGAGGACACACAUUCCUGAGAGAGGAGGUUGCAAGGUUCCUGACUCACUACUGCUGUUCUCCAAGCCCAUUGAAAGCUGACAAUGUUGUGGUGAUGAAUGGCUGUGGUUCGCUCUUCUCAUGUAUUGCUGCAGUCAUUUGUGACCCUAGAGAUGUUAUUCUAAUUCCUACUCCUUUCUACGGCGUUAUCACUGAGGAUCUUCUUUUGUACAGCGAUGUCAGACUCUUUCAUGUUCCUCUUGAUUGUGAGGCCGAUGGCAAAGACAGUCGACCCUUCCACCUCACUGUGGAGAAACUGGAAGAAGGUCUGAAAAGGGGAAAACAAGAGGGGUUGAUCGUUCGAGCUGUUAUACUCAUGAACCCCCACAACCCUUUGGCCGAGAUCUACACACUGAAGGAGAUGAUUGCAUUCUUAGAGUUUGCCAAAAGAAAUGAACUCCACGCCAUCAUAGAUGAAUUGUACAUGCUCACGGUCUUUGAUGAAUCUGUCACCUUUCACAGUGUCCUCAGUGUCGACAGUUUGCCCGACCCACAGAGGACACAUGUAAUGUGGGGGUUGAGCAAGGACUUUGCAAUGGCAGGAGUCCGAAUAGGCACCUUGUAUACGGAGAACAAAGACCUUGUGGAGGCUCUUGCCCAAAUGGGCUCAUUCCAUGGUAUCUCUGGAAUUACCCAACACCAGGUUGCACAACUGCUUCAGGACAGAGAGUGGAUCAACAAGGAUUUUUUACCUGAGAACAGACGCAGACUAAAAGCUGCUCACAGUUACCUGACAGGAGAGCUGAAGAGUUUGGGCAUCCCUUACCUGGACACGUCUGCUGCACUGUAUGUCUGGGCAGAUCUCAGAAAGUACCUCAGAGAGACGUCAUUUGAGGAGGAGUUGUCAAUGUGGAGGGGUUUCCUCAGACACAAGGUGGUUUUGAGCUGUGGUCAAGCUUUCUCGUGCGCCACACCGGGUUGGUUUCGCAUUGUCUUUGCAGACCAACAGCACCACCUUCAGCCUGGUGUGAAGCGAAUUAGAGAGGCUUUGAAAGAAAUGGAUGAAAAAAUCACCAGCCCUGACUCACACUCUGUCAAAGAGGGCAGUAAGGAGAGCAUAGAAUCAGUGAAAGAGGACAGUGCAGACUCAGACAAUGCUGCAAUUGUCAAUUCAACAUCAUCACCCCAGAGCAAGUCAUCCGACCAGCCGAAGGAGAAAGAUAGCCCUGUUCCUGAGACAGGCGCACUGGCCGCUGAAGAGUUUGUGUUGCUGGACUGCCAAGCAUCCAAGCCUGCAGAGGGUCUGGACUCUCUGAUCGGGACUCUCAGGCAUCAGAUCCGCUCCUCUGAUUGGCUGGAGAAAAACACUCCAGAGCUGUCUGCUGGAGAAGACCCAGAGAUUCUUGAUGUAUUUAAGGCCCUGCUACAAAGAGCCAGAAAGUAAGCUUAGGAUAAACAGGCAUAAAUGUUGCUGCCAAAUUUCAAGAGGCAGUACUUGAGUGCCCUUCUUACUGCCUGUGCUUAUGGUGAAAAGCUUGACAUAGAAACACCUGACACAAGAUCAAAUCCGAUGCCUAUAGUCUGAGUGAAGCGGAAACACAAGCUAAGAACAGGCUAAGGAGAAGAGAGAGGGAGAAAAGUAAUGCAGGCAAGCCCGGGAUGAAAGAACAGCUACUUUCUUAUCUGCAUCUUGAGGCCUUAUUGAAGCUGCUAAGAAAGAUGGCUUUGCUUUUUUUGUUUUCCAAAUUCAAAAGAUGUAUGUUCAUUUACACAGAUUCCAAACAAAUGCCAAAUGUAAAUCAACCAAAUCAGCCAUGUUCUGUUCUUAAACAUUUAAGUCUCUUCAUCUGAUUUGUAUCCUUGGUUAUUAUGCACUUUAUUUUAUCAGAAUGUGUUUUACUUUCUGUAAAGUUAAUGAUCUGUGAAUAAAGAAAUGAAUUCUGUUUA